Anarrhichthys ocellatus (wolf-eel) is the source of this 1673-nucleotide messenger RNA. RefSeq names its product NF-kappa-B inhibitor zeta-like. Gene Ontology annotation, molecular function: protein binding. NCBI's taxonomy places the organism in Eukaryota, Metazoa, Chordata, Actinopteri, Perciformes, Anarhichadidae. The coding region runs from base 219 to 653 and encodes 144 amino acids. Gene Ontology annotation, biological process: regulation of gene expression. Gene Ontology annotation, cellular component: nucleus. The record is from RefSeq and is a predicted model, not a curated record. The transcript has 5 exons.
CUGACAGUAGAGUAAGCCACUAUACACAGUCAAGGAAAAAAACCAAUACCGUGAUACCUCCAGAAUCUUAAAAAUUACCGUGAUACACAUUUCUGGUCGCCCAGCACUACCUUUUAGUGUGAAGUCUAAAUCUGUCUGAUUGUUCUUGUCCCUCCAGAGCGCUCCAUAAGGUGGCGUGUAUUGGAAAGAGAGCGCUGGGCUUCGCCAUCGCCAUAAGGAUGGCCGCACUCAACAGCCUGGACCUCAAAGAUGCUGAUGGAAUGACCGCCCUCCUCCAUGCAGCAAAGCACAACCACCACCUGAUGGUGGCGGACCUGAUCCUUUUGGGGGCCAACGUCAACGAGACGAACACCUCGGGGAAGACCUGCCUCCACCUCAGUGCUGAGAGAGGCUACAUCCGAGUCCUGGAGGUUCUGAAAAACAAGAUGAUGGAGGGUGUGUAUAUUGACGUUGAAGCCACUGAUAACUCUGGAAUUUGUGUCCUCCAGUGUGCUUCUUUGGCUCUGAAAGCCACCGUACGUAAGCUGGAAAGCAGUAAAUUCCCAAAUCAGACCAGACUCUACACGCUCCGCCAAGAGCAGAUAAUGGAGACCCUGGAGUGUCUGCUGCAGAUGGGCAGCUACCUUCAUACCAUGACAGUGUAUGCAACCUAGAUCUGGUUGACCCCCCCCCCAGCACUUCGGCCCGGCAGGGCUUCUUGGAGACCCGACAGUAAUGUUCUGAGUUGGUUCAGGCUUGAAUUCGAAUGGAGAGAGACCAUAGUUAUUAUAGUCUCCUUUUCUCUCUGAGCUCGUGUUCUGACCUGUUUAUGUAAAGCAUCUGAGGUUUUGUGUUUGGUAUAAAUACCUGACUUGCAAUCAGCUAUUUAUUUGAAACCUGCACAGAAACCUUAGAUGCCCAUUAGAUGGUUUCUGUGAAACUUCCAUUGUUUGUUACAUUUGAGUAAUAAGUUGUCCUCAGUAAGUAUGUCCGUGGAGAUCAAGAUGUUAAAAUCCUAUGAGAAUAUAUUUAGCUACGCUAUGGGUUUUUUUGUGCCAGUCUUUAGGGUCCAGUAGGGUUUUUUUAAAAGCCUGUUCCCAAAAUACAAAACAAAUCCAGUGGGAAGGGAAAGUGACCUAAAACGUAGUUUCAGGUUAUAUUGUAAUAUUACAACAGUAGUGCUACAGUUUUAAGUUCACCACUGUUUAAAGUAUAUUCCAAAAUUGUCAUUCCAAGUAUGUAUGAAGAACCGGUUGAUUGAUAUGUGGUAAUGAUUGUAAGACAUUUCCCUUCCUGCUGGGGUUCAACUUGAUUUGCAGCCAUGAAAUAUACAUGUCAGAUAUUUUAUAGGACUUUAGUACAAGAUGACAUUGAGUAUUUUAGUGAGUAUUUUACGGUGUUGGGGAGUGAAUACAGUUUCAUUUGACACAGUGUUUAGCCUGUGAUGUGCAGGGAGCUUUGGUUUCUCUCUUAGCACAUUCUCAAGCUUUUGUUUUAUACAACAAGAAGAUCUGUGUUGAAAUUAAUUGGAAUUAAUAGAUAUUAGAGAGGGAAUUAUGACCUGAUUAGUUUGUUUAUUUUUAACACACUGGUAUAAAAUCAGUCCUCUGUAUCAGCUGAUGCACAGGUUCUGAUAUCGGUAUUGGGAAGUAAAAAAAUAUUAUGGGAACAUCUCUAGUAUUUCUAGAUCUGAU